This is a messenger RNA of Galendromus occidentalis (western predatory mite), 2448 nucleotides long. RefSeq names its product UV-stimulated scaffold protein A. The coding region runs from base 132 to 2204 and encodes 690 amino acids. Gene Ontology annotation, biological process: response to UV; transcription-coupled nucleotide-excision repair. The transcript has 12 exons. The record is from RefSeq and is a predicted model, not a curated record. Gene Ontology annotation, cellular component: chromosome. NCBI's taxonomy places the organism in Eukaryota, Metazoa, Arthropoda, Arachnida, Mesostigmata, Phytoseiidae. Gene Ontology annotation, molecular function: RNA polymerase II complex binding.
GAAGACCCGAGGAUGAUGAUGACAACACUGAAGUUCUAUCGCGUUCGAGUUCACUGUGAGAUGUGAGACCCCUCGCGUUCGUCCGGUCGAGAUUUCGUUUCGAAAACUAGGAGCGGAAUGAGCUAGCCAAGAUGGCUGAAGAACGAGCUGGGCUCGGCUCUCUGAUCGAGGAGCUGACGACCACGGGGCGGAAGGAACUCGAUAAGAACAAAAUGAAGGAGCUCAAAACCCUUGUGAAAUCCUCCGAUGAUUCCCUGCAACAGGCGUGUUACCUGCUGAUGACCCAAUUGGAAAAAGACCACGCCGAAAUACGAAGAAGUGCGGUAUCGAUCAUCAAUGAGCUCUUCAAUCGAUCUCACGUAUUCCGAACCCUGCUCCUCGACCAAUUCCAGAUCUUCCUCGAGCACACCGUGGAAACGAAUCCGGACAAUCCCCUUCCGAAACCUGUUCCGGUCGCCAGAGAGCUCAAAGCCCUGACUCUUCGUUUCGUCAAGGAAUGGCACGCGAAAUUCCAUAGAGGCUAUAAGUCGCUCUCUAUCGCGGUGAACUAUUUGAAGAACUUGAAGAGACUCGAUUGGAAUCAAAGCAACGAGACCGUGGGGAAUCCGGCACCGGCUGUACAUUCGAAUGAAUACAUGCAGAGAAUGCAGAAAGAACGAGCGCAGAAUAUUUGCGACCAAUUCGACGAAAAUCGGGACACCAUGGAGGGAAGUCUGACCGAGCUUGAGAAUUCUCUCCAACUUCUGCUAUCGUCGGUGGCCGAUCCAUUGAACUUCCUGAAUUCGACCGACCCGGACCAGCCCGGACCCAGUCGGGUCCAGGACAGGGACGAGAGACUCCGCGCUCACGGGCUCGUCAAGAACUAUUCACUCACUGUGGAAAUACGACCGGAGAUAAAGAUCGUCGAAACAUCCGACAAUGCCGACUUGGUUUCCAAUUUGAAGGAGUUACGGAAAGUCUUGAAAGACAACCACCUACCACAAGUGCAGAAAUGGCUGAAGAGUUUGAGCAAACUUCACGGAGCUCCGCCCGAGCAAAUUCGCCGACUGAUAGAUCUCAAGGAACGUAUGGAGAGACUAGACACUAAGCUGGAUGAUUUGAAAAUCGAGAUUCCUAUCAGAACCGAAGGUCAGGGCGGGGACUCUUCGGACGAUGAAAGCGACUUCGAAGAAGUUGAAGAAAAACUGCUCGAGGACCAUAUACCGCCCGUUUUGAGAGCCGAAUACGGCCUAGAGCCGCUACCCGAAAAGACCUCAUCGAAACCCAAACGGAACGUAAUGGAAGAAGAAAUCGACCCAACGUCUCGAGCCGCUCAAUACAAGCGACUCGUUGAGAGAUUCUCUCGUCAGGCGAAGCGGAAAAAGGGAGAAGAUACCAAAAAUGCGAUCUUCAAGAAAAUUCGAAAGGAAUCGACGCCGACGGAAGCCCCGCAGGCGAACAUUGUGAAGAAGGAGCACGAGUUCAAGAAACCGGAGCCGAAAGUUCUGAAAGAGCCGAAACCAGUCGAGCCUGUCGCAGGAACCUCGAAAGGGAAUCGAGACGCACACGUCUCCAGCCGAAAAGAGGAGCUCCUCAAGAAAGCUCCGAAAAGGAAUUUCGAUCUCGAUCUAUAUCAUUGGGAGGACGAAAAACUAGAAACUGCCGUUCAAGUGAUCCCGAUCGAGUCUCCGAAUGGCUAUCUGAAACCACGAGACGAUGACCAAGUGAACGAAAUCCAAAAACGGAUCGGAGAGGCGAUGGUCAGAGAGAGGAAAAUCGACUUUAGCGGCACUUUCGAAGCUGUUAAAUGGAGCUGCAGAGCUCCUCUGCCAUCAGGGAAACUGUGUCCACGAAAGGAUCGGUUUAAGUGUCCAUUCCAUGGCAAAAUAAUCGCUCGAGAUGAGUCGGGAAGAGCGAGCAACCCCGAUGAAGAACAUUUGCAGCCGUCGACCUCUUCUCAGCUGGAUUGGCAGGACCCCGGGCUGCUGCGGGAUAUAGAGGCCGAGAUCGGCAUAGAUCUCACCAUGCCCAAAAAAGGUCAAAGGAAGAAGAAGAAGGAUAAGGAAGGGUUAUCAGAUAUCAAAAAAGCUGAAAAUACAACCCGGCGACGUUUGGAGAAGAGGGUUUUCGAAAAAGCUUCUGUCAGAAGAGUCGCAUCCGCGCUGGACGCUCUGGAUAGUCGGAAAUACGAUGAUAAGUUCGGGGAUCAGUGGAACUAUUCCUGAUCAUCGACGACUUUCAAUCGCCUUGAUCUCGAGAUCUCUGAGUUAUGGAAUAUUCGCUCUAUCCGGCAGCUGGAACGAACGUUUGAAGCUUUCGUUCGAGGACGUCAGAUGGCGCCGUAGUAUGAGCCUCCGUCGACGUGUGUACUAAAGGGCGGGUUCUCCAGACUUCCUCCGGCCGGAGCAGCUCACCGCGGUUGGACGAUGCGUGAUUUCAAGAAUAAAGUGUGAAUACUUCAGUUUUUAA